UACUCUCAGACUGAUACAACCUGAAAGUUAUCAAACAGUCUGUUUUAUUUUCUGUGUAACUGCAUGAAAGAGCUACUGAAUUUAGUUCUUUUUUUGUAUUGGAUUUAUUUGUAGUAUUGUAGCACUAUACGGAUAAAUUUUAUUUUCAAAUUGUGCCGUUCAAAGUAGACUAGAACUAUUUCUUUUAUUGACUUACUUUUAAAUCUGUGGCACAAUAGGGUCAAGUUGUGUUUUAAAUAUUGUCUCAUCAAACGGACUGUUUUUUGUUCAAUGUUAUUGCAUAAGACGGACUAUUUUUAUUGCAAUGGUGGCACAUGACGCGGAAAGUUUUAUUUAAUUUUUGCGAUACAGUAUAAAAUUUCGUAUUGAUAAUUUUGUCGUGCAAAUGACAUAAGAUUCACUGGAAAUAUCGUUAAAUUUAAAAACAGUUUUGCAAAUGGAUUGGAUUGGAUUCUAUUUGAUGUACCAUUGCACUGGAUACGAUUUAUCUACUUAAUUACUUUGAGCAGAUCAACCAUUCCUACCUUUAAGAACGAAUGGACCUUGGAAUAGCGAUUGUUGUCUUUCUUCUGUUACAACACUGCUUAUGUUAUCUAAGCGAUGUACGACUUCUGGCACCAAGAACCGAACUUCGUCCACACCAUAUCGAGCCUUUGCGUCACGUGGCUUUAAUCAAGCAAGAAAUAUUACGUCACCUUGGGAUAACUGACUCUCUCAGAUACCACCAUACGACUCAAUCACAUCCAGCCAUGUCUAAUCAUGAAACUGAUGAUCAAAUAUUCGAGUACAAAAUAACGGAUGUUGCCUCCUAUCACUCUGAACCGCCUGAUAAUUUUACAGACGAAAACAUAAUCCAGUUCAACCUUUUCAACAGGGUAAAUGGAAAACAAAUUGAAGUUAACAAUGUCAACCUGCUGCUUAGAGUUAAAGUGAGGAAGUCUAGAACCGACAAAAGGGCGACAAGAGAUGGUAAUUCUACAAAAAAGAAGAAACGCAGGCGCAAAAAGAAGUUUAAAGAAAUUAAUCUUCUGGUGUCAAAUAUAACAUCAAAUGGACAACCGGAUACAGUGAUUGCGUCAGUGAAAUCUAAGAUAAGAAAAACUAAAUCUCUAAAAUUAAGUGUUCCAAAAGAAUUUAUACAGACUGCAUUAGACUCACAUCAAAACACAUUACAAUUUUUUAUACAAUGCAUUGGUUGUGAUAAAAAGGCAAAGAUAAUUCUAGUUCAUAAAAGAAGAAAACGAAAGCUGACACAAACCAGAAGAAACAAGCAAUCUAAGUUACACAAGCGACGCCCUAUUCUGUUCAUUUAUUCCCACUUAACGGAUGACAGUUGACAGCCAGGUAUCCUAAAUAUAAUAGCACUGUUUCUUGUUAAGACACCGUGACAUCAUAAUCAUGCGUGCCUCUAUUUAGAAUUUACAUAGUUCUAUGCUAAUGAGUCUAAUUAACUUUUGAGAUCCGUGGCAGCCGAAGUGUUACUCUUGCGUUGCAUUAAGCAUAGAAUCAAAUACGUUUACCUCGAUGUUGGUGUUUUGAGACUUGUCUUAAAAUUCAGUUAGGACCUGACUAUGGUCUAUAAAACAAUAAGUGAAUGAGAAUCUAAGCGCGCUACAUUCCUAUUUUCAUUUGUAUUUUUACUUACUCGUGUUACGAUUUGGUAAUCUUUGGGUAGGUUUAUGUCAUGGUUGACGGCAUCAUCCGUGGUAUGUGGAAUUCGCGAAAUGUGAGUACCUGAUGCAGAUUAAUAAUAGUAAAUAUUUAGAAUACACGCAAGGAGCAUUAUUUGUGAAUAUUUGCAAACAUAAAACAGUCGGGAAUAUUACUUAAUCUAGAAUUGUGACUUGUUACUUAAACUUGUUGAAUCCAUUGGUUUUUUUUUUUUUUUUUUUUUUUUUUUUUUUGAUUUCUUGUUGGUUUAACCUCAUACCGGCACAAUUAUAAGUCGUAUGGCGACUUUUCACAUUUGAUGGUGGAGAAAGACACCAGGUGCCACUUUGUGUAUGUUUUCAUAGCGGACGUGCACCUGGGUAGAACCACUCUUUUUUCCGCAAGCCAGCUGGAGAGCUUCCUCACAGGAAGAAUUCAACUACCCGAGCGAGGUCGAUCCCACAUAGGUGAGGAGUUCAUUUUAAGUUAGUGACCUUAACCACUCGGUCACGGAGGCCUCUGAAUGAAUUGUACAUGUUUUUGUCAUGAUUAGAGAUAUACAGAAUAUAAACAUGAUACUGCAUGGGAAGUCACUGUUUAGUCAAUACUUCAUCAUACAUGACUUCAACGGAUAAAUUUUUAAUAGCAAAAACAAUCUACCAAUAUUCAAUAAUAUCCCCCUUUUUGAUCCUACUUUGACCGGAAUAAGUAUUUGAAAGUAUUUCAAACAGUAUAAGUGAAGAGCAUUUGUAUGUUGAAUCAUAUUGGGAAGAUAAUGAUAUUGGUGUUUUACUUUGAUUGGCUGAAUGUUCCGUAAUUGAUACUGUUAAAUUGUGAAACUGUUUUAAACUCGAGACAAAAUAAAUUCGAGAAAUUCAACGGG
This is a messenger RNA of Mercenaria mercenaria, 2533 nucleotides long. RefSeq lists its product as uncharacterized. The record is from RefSeq and is a predicted model, not a curated record. Bases 537 to 1337 code for a protein of 266 amino acids. The transcript has 3 exons. NCBI's taxonomy places the organism in Eukaryota, Metazoa, Mollusca, Bivalvia, Venerida, Veneridae.